AUGAUGGUUUUUUCCCCGACGACGACGACAGCAGUUGGAAUGAUCAAUGUACCAUCAUCGUCAAUACAUACGGGAGGAAUGCACAUGGCCCAUUUUCAACCACCACCUCGCUCAAUGAAUCAUCAGUACAAUAAUUAUCAUCAACCUCAAUAUCGAGAAAGCACUCAUCCAGAGCUGCCGUUGCCCUCUCGGAAUGUAAAAAUUUCAACAGCUGCCAGCAAACAAAAUGACCACACAUCAACACUUCGAGGUUCAGUGGAAAGUAUUAAACGGAUAGCAACUCGUGGUCAGCAACGAGAAGUUCGAUUUAUGGAGAGUCAAGAAGAUCCAUCGUCGAGGUUGAGACAUUCAGUUGGCAAAUACAAAUCGACAGAUUCGCUGGUAAUUGACUUGUCUUUAAUUGGAGAGGAUUCCGAAAGCACAGCAUCAUCACCGUCAACAGAACAUCAAGUUGAUUCAACGUUUUCUCCAUCCACAAAUGCUCCAACCUCAGGCACACACUUUACAACAGGCUUAAAAUCAAUGGCAUCAUCUGAGUUUUCAUCGUUCAAUACCAACUUUCACGAUUACAGCGCAGGAUCUGAACAUUCUUCAUUGAUGGAUUUUACUUUUGAUCUGGAAACCGAUGCUGAGGAGCGAUUAAAAGGAUUGAUAAAUCAAUUGGAUGCAAAACUAUAUGGAUUAAAACAUGAGCCAACACGGCAGCAUUCACCACUAAAAUCUACAAAACGAAAAUCAAAACGGUUCCAAGAAAACGUAAAAACAGAAAAGAAAACUCUAGAAAAAAUAGCAUCUCAAUGGUCAUCAACAUUUCCCCAUUUAGCAGUUACUGCAGUUUCUUUUGGAGAAAUUAAAGAUCAGGACUCUUUACAUACAAGCGUAGAUGUAUCUCGCUCAUUUGAAUACGACGAAGUAAAUGGGGAGUCACAAAAAUUUAUACCUAUCAGUCCUUUCGGAGGUGUCGUUGAGGAAACAAUUGCAGAAGAUGGAGAAUAUGAAGAACUCAUAGUAAUGGAUCAAGGAAAUAAGAGAUCAGUACCAACUCCUCUUGACGCUGAUUCCUUUCUUAAUAGAUCCACACCUAAUUUUACUGCCCACCAAAGAAAACCAAAAGAAUCACCUCAAAGUCCUUUAUCCACCCAGUUUUCAGAAAGAAUUAGAGUUCAGCUCAAUAGAGGCUUUCCUCCAUUGGAACCUCAUUCUGCAUUGUUUUAUGAAGCUCAGUGGGAAGUUUUUGAUAACAUUUGGAAAAGAGUAGUUCCCAAAAUAGUAGAGUGUUUUAAAAUGCACCUCAACGAGUCUUCUCCAAAGAAGAAAACUCUAGAAACAAAAGAUAAUUCACCAAGUAAUACUGUGGACGUUAUUUACAUCAACGAUAAUUAUAGUACCAAGUUUAUUGAAGAGCUAGAGAACAUUGAGGAUGAUGAUUCAUUUGAUCGAUCUAUGACUCCUUUUUCAGCCAUGACGACCAUCAGCUCUGCGUCUUCAUCAAAAAAUUUAAAGUUUUCACCUGGAUCAAAAGAGCGAACGGAUAAGAACAAAUCUGAUCUCAAUAAUGCUGUUUUGAUCAGCUCGUUACUUCCAAAACCAAGAAGAAAUAGUAGCUUUGGACUAUUAUCUAUUAUCAAAGGCAAUGAAAAAUAUAUUGGAAAUCAUGAAAUUCCAAAAAUGUCCAGAGAAAAUAGCCAGCGCAAUAUUGAGGCAAACCAAAAACAAUUUCCAGUGCGACACCAUCAGCAUUUUACUGGUGGAUUUCGUCCAAAUCAUACAACCAACCAAUCCAUAACUCCAAAACCUCCUCUUCCGCAUAACAGUAUUAAGCAUUCCCUUAAACCAGAUCCAAUUUCCAAUGGUGACCGAGCUCAGUCAGCCAUGCCUUCCUCCUUCAACAAACUAAUUAUUCUCGAAAAUGACAACAAAAUCAACAACUCCUCUAUCAAGCUUAAUAGCUUGGUCUCUCUCACACAAACCAAUCCACCUAACGGAAGCAGACCACAAACGCAGUCUCAAUUUUCAAAGAAAAAUCCUUCCCUUGCCAAUAUUUUCAACCCCGAUGUAAAUAUUAACAGAAUGGAGCAAUAUUCCAAUGAUCAAGGUAUAAGACGAGCAGAUCUCUCUUCCCCUUCUAUUGCAAAUUCAACUGUGACAUAUCAAACAACGAAACGAAAAAACCCAAAGCAAACCAAACCAACCAGAGAAAAGGUUCGAUAA
Molecule: messenger RNA, 2211 nt
Organism: Naegleria lovaniensis
Lineage: Eukaryota; Heterolobosea; Eutetramitea; Acrasida; Naegleriidae
Exons: 2
Coding region: 1-2211 (736 amino acids)
Source: RefSeq, a predicted model, not a curated record